Acanthoscelides obtectus is the source of this 456-nucleotide messenger RNA. The record is from the annotation of a GenBank genome assembly. NCBI's taxonomy places the organism in Eukaryota, Metazoa, Arthropoda, Insecta, Coleoptera, Chrysomelidae.
AAAAAAUAUGUAAGUACAGCAUGCGAUGGUUGGAUAACCAGUCAUCCAGGGUCUAGUAUGACCAUCUACGAUGUCCCUAAAAUUGUGGCCGUAGCUUUGCCAAGCGCAAUAACACCAAAGAACAUAACAGCAGGGUUUAAAGUGUCAGGAGUUUAUCCAUUCAAUGAAUGUGUCUUUUCUGAAGACGAAUUUCUCCCCUCUUAUGCUACUGACCGCCCACUUAUUGAGCAAGCAAAAGAUGAUGAAAUUGACAGGAAACCUAAUAAUAGCCCUAAACCUAAAAUAUCUCAGGAUACUAGUCCCCAACCAGGAACAUCUCGGGAUUAUUCUGAAAUUCUCAACGCUGAUAGCUCAAUGCCAAAAACUUCUGAGAUAAACCCACCGCUCGAAGAAAAAACUCCGGAAAAGCAAAUAAUUAAAAAUAUUAACAUAUUAGCCAAAGAAGAUACCGAGUGA